CCUGCAAAGCAGACGGCUCAGUGAGCGGAGCUGGGGAGAGGGAGAGCUGCUGGCUCCGGAUGAGCUCUGCCCCCGAGACGCUGCAUCCGAGUCCCCGCCGCCGCCGUCGCCCAUGGAGGACGCCGUGCACAGCCUGCAGGAGAGGCAGUUACUGGAGGGCAGGGAUUUCCUGGGGAUGGAUUACCCCUCGCUGUACCUGUGCAAGCCCAAGAGGGGCAUCAAGAGGGACGAGGGCAAGGAGACGUACAAACUGCCCCACAGACUCAUCGAGAAGAAGCGGCGCGACCGGAUUAACGAGUGCAUCGCCCAGCUGAAGGACCUGCUGCCCGAGCACCUCAAACUCACCACGCUCGGACACUUGGAGAAGGCUGUCGUUCUGGAGUUAACUUUAAAGCACUUGAAAGGUUUGACGUCGCUGACGGAGCAGCAGCACCAACAGAUCGUCUCGUUACAGAGCGGGGAUCGCGCCAUGAAGUCGCCCGUUCGGGCCGAUCUGGACGCGUUCCACUCCGGGUUCCAGACCUGCGCCAAAGAAGUGCUUCAGUAUCUGUGCCGGUGUGAGAGCUGGACCCCCCGGGACCCCCGCUGCACCCAGCUGCUCAACCACCUGCACAGCGUGUCCGGCCAGCUGCUCCUCCAGCCCCUCGCCGCCCCCAAACCCUGCCCCCUUCCACCCAACCGCGGACCCCCAAAGCUGGAGAACCAAACCAACUGCGUGCCGGUCAUCCAGCGCACGCACAACGUGGAGCUCAGCGAGAACGACACGGACACCGACAGCGGCUACGGGGGCGAGGGCGAGAAGCCGGAAACCACGGCCCCCGACGGGGCCAAGGGCCAGAGAGGGGGCAACGUGACGGUCAAACAAGAGCCGCUGGACGAGCCGGCCCCGAAGAGGUUCAAGCCGGACUGCGGAGGGGCCGAGGCGGCCGGGAGAGCCGACGCCACCCUGCUUAACUCUUUAAUGGGAUUUGGUGGCGGCCCCUUUGGACAGCAGGCGCCUUUCUGUUUGCCGUUUUACUUCAUUUCCCCAUCCGCCGCAGCUGCCGCCGCUGCCUACAUGCCCUUCCUGGACAAGGGGGGUUUGGAGAAGUACCUCUACCCGGCGGCCGCUGCCACCCCCAUCCCCCUAAUCUACCCCGGAAUAUCUGCCCAGGCCGGGGGCGCCUUCCCGUGCCUGUCCUCGCUGUUACCCCCGGAGAAGGUGCCCGUCCUACUCCCAGAACUGUCGGACAGGGUGCCGGCCGACGACCUCCACGAGCCCUUACAAGACCUUUUGCAGCCCGCCAAGGAAAAUUAACCCCGAAAAGACUGGAACGCCCCAAAAAAUCCCCGCGACCCAACAGAGCGAGAAAAAAAAAAAAAAAAAAAAGACGAAUGACUUUGUAGCGAGUUCUGAAAUAAUAUUACCGGAUCGGCCCUCGGGGGAUGGGGAGGGUCCCGCGGGUCUUAGUCUUAUUUAACCCUUGCAGUGCCGGCUGAGCCUUGGUUUGGGGGGGGGAUAAUGCGCCGCAGACCCUUUAUGACGAUGAAUGUACGUUUUCUACAGUAAAAGAGCGUAAGCUUCGGGCACAAA
This is a messenger RNA of Spea bombifrons (plains spadefoot toad), 1573 nucleotides long. It is a transcript of the gene BHLHE41, whose product is annotated as basic helix-loop-helix family member e41. Gene Ontology annotation, molecular function: DNA-binding transcription factor activity, RNA polymerase II-specific; RNA polymerase II cis-regulatory region sequence-specific DNA binding; protein dimerization activity. The transcript has 5 exons. The record is from RefSeq and is a predicted model, not a curated record. Gene Ontology annotation, biological process: regulation of neurogenesis; circadian regulation of gene expression; regulation of transcription by RNA polymerase II. Gene Ontology annotation, cellular component: nucleus. The coding region runs from base 113 to 1297 and encodes 394 amino acids. NCBI's taxonomy places the organism in Eukaryota, Metazoa, Chordata, Amphibia, Anura, Pelobatidae.